Molecule: messenger RNA, 1338 nt
Organism: Bombus huntii
Lineage: Eukaryota; Metazoa; Arthropoda; Insecta; Hymenoptera; Apidae
Source: RefSeq, a predicted model, not a curated record
UGUGCUUCUAAGUUAAUAGAACUAAACACAUGUGUAUGUAUUAAUUGCUAUAUACGUCAUAAUUUCAACCAUAAUAUUAAAUUAUGGUAUGUAUUAUUAAAAAGUAUAGUUUAAUGUAUAUAUUAAAUAUAUAUCAUUUAUUCGUAGAUUUCAAAUAUGGAUACUGGAUCAAAGAAGGAGAUUAAAGAAAUGAUUACCAAAGAUAUAUCGAAUAUACAUAAUUAUUCCUUGGAUGUUAAAAAAUAUAUUAACAACCAGCUUGAAGACACUCUGGAUUAUUUACAUGGUUUAAUUGCUGAAAUACCACAAUCAGUCCCUGGCCCUUCAACUACAAAGAGGCCGAAAGUUUUGAAGAAAAAAGGUUAUCGCCGUAAAGAGACUAUCCCAGAAAAUGAUAUUAUCAAUACUGAUAAUACAGUAACAGAUUCAGCAGUACAUGAUAAAACAGAAAAUAAAGAUGUAAAAACUGGGGAUGUGCUGGAAACAACAAUUGACCGAACAAAAAGAAAGGCUGCAAUAAAAGCUGCAAUUAAUAUUAAAAAGCAGCAGUCAAUGUCACUUGUUACAAAAUUACGAAGGCUAACUCUUGAUGAUGACAGUAAUGUAAAUAGGAAACGUGGAGGCCGACCUAAAAAAAAGGAAAGUGCUAGAAGUAGUUCAGAUGAAAAAAACACAAAAGGUCCUACAAAACAUAGUAAAACAAAAAAGAAUGUUUUAAGCGAAACAAUUUCAAAAGAAGAUGCAAUACAGCCAGAAAGGAUUGAACCAUUAAAGUCUUCAAUGACAACAAGAUAGAUAGACAACAAUAUAAAGAGAACUUUUUCACGGAGUGAAAACACGAAGGGUAAAUAUUCUAAUAUUAUUGAUGAUACAGUAAUUCCAUCAGCAAGAAAUGAUAUUGAAGAUCCUUCAAUGUGCGAGGAUGCACUUGAGAAAUUUACUCCUCUUAUGAAUUCCACGAUGGACAUCAAUUCUACUUAUACGCAGAAGAUGAUGGACGCUACCGCAAUUGUAGAACCUUUAUCACCAAUAAAAUCAAACGAAACUGUAGUAAUUAAUAAAAACUUGGCUAGUAGUAUAGGAAAAAAUAAUGAACCUAAAUUUGCAUCACGGUCGCCAAUAACUCUGCAGGAGGAGGUUCAGCAGCUGAAUCAAGCGAUUGGACUCACCGAGUUCGAAGAAUUAUUCGCAGAAGAUGAGCCAUCCCGUGAAAGGGAAAUGUCUAAUAGAAACAUGACGAAACAGGACAUUCAAAAUGAAAUGAAGAAAAAUGUGCCCGUAAGAAGGAGAAUCGAGGCCUUUGAAAAAGAAAAAAUUUCAGAAAAAGCCAUUGUACAA